This is a messenger RNA of Protopterus annectens (West African lungfish), 1700 nucleotides long. RefSeq names its product leucine-rich alpha-2-glycoprotein-like. The coding region runs from base 107 to 1117 and encodes 336 amino acids. Gene Ontology annotation, cellular component: plasma membrane. The transcript has 2 exons. Gene Ontology annotation, molecular function: protein binding. Lineage: Eukaryota; Metazoa; Chordata; Ceratodontiformes; Protopteridae. The record is from RefSeq and is a predicted model, not a curated record.
CAUAUGUGUGUCUGAGUGUCUGUUACUGCAAAGGCAAUUGGAAAAUACAUCUGUGCUUCUUGCCGGACAGUUAGUUUUACCAAGACAUACAGAAAGGCACAAAAUCAUGGAAUAUUUGCACAUCAUCUGGAUUACAUAUGCCUUGUUUUAUUGCUGUGUAGCUUAUGAUUGCCCAGAAGGAUGUACUUGCUACACAAACAACAACACUUCUGUGAACUGUAUCUCUGAAACAAUAACAAGCAUGCCACAGAACAUGCCCAAAAAUGCAGUCUUUAUCACGGUUGAAUUCACCAACAUAACCAAGCUGGAGCAAAAUGACUUCUCUGGAUUUUUGCAGCUGCAAGAACUUCAUCUCUCUGAUAACAAGUUGAAAAGUAUACCGUCCGGUGUGUUUAGGAAUCUCAGUGAACUCAAAACCUUGAGUUUGUUUAAUAACUUUCUCCAUGACCUCCCAAUGGACUUAUUUAGCACUUUAUUCAACUUGACUUUUCUAACUCUGAAAGGGAACCAGUUGCAACACAUCAGAUCUGAGUGGUUCACCAAUCUCAAAUCUUUAGAAUCCUUAGAUCUCUCUAAUAAUAUUAUAAGGGCUGUUACAGCCAACAUUUUCUCUAGUUUACAUAACCUAAAAACCCUUGACAUGUCAGAAAAUAAGCUUGAAAAGUUACCAUAUGGUCUUUUUGAUGACUUGCUGAGCUUAGAACGAUUAAGUCUCCAAGAAAAUCACUUGCAUUCAUUGCAUUCUGGUAUCUUUGCUCACCUACAUAACUUGAAGUACUUAUUUCUGGAAAAAAAUAAGUUGAAACAAUUACCUUCAGAACUUUUUAAAAAACAAAAAAACUUAGAUACACUUCAAGUAAAUGAAAACUAUCUAUCUUCUAUACCCGAGGGGCUCUUUGACCAUUUGGAAAAGCUUGGAUUAGAAUUUCAGCAAGGCAUAGACCUAUCUCUUAAUCCCUGGAUCUGUGACUGCCGGUUGCUCUACCUAUGGAAAUGGUUAAAUAAAAAUAAUUCAAAGGUUUAUUCUCUUACAGAAACAAGAUGUGACCUGCCAGAAAGUCUGAAAAAUAUGCUGCUGACAGAACUAUCUGAAAAAGAACUAACCAGUGCUUGCUAAUUUCUUAAUUUUAAAUACAUCCAUUAUUUAGGAAUACAUAGUAUUUUUCAGCUUUCAUGCUCUCAGAAUUAAAUACAUUUUGGUCUCAUGUUAACAAUAUAGCUCUUUCCAUAUAAUAGUCUGUUUCAGCUUACGUGUGCUUUUCCUAUAGUGACUAGUAGCUGUGUGCAAUUUAUACUAUGGAAAUGUAUCUUAGCCUGAGACUUUUGACGCAAAUGCAUUGCUCAAAAUGUUUCCAUUGCAGUUAUGGAAACUUGACUUGUUCUUUUCAUUAAGCAAUAAAAUAAGCAGUUUAAUUAUAUUUUUCCAUUUAAAUGCUGACUUUGGUAUUUUUGUAAGCUAGUAGGUAGCUAAUGUAUGUACAAUGAGUUCUAGUAAUUGGCAGUAUAUUUUAUUUUUAUAUGUAUUACAUGUCAGUUCAAAAAAAUCACCAUCAUAUAUGUGGAAAAAAAUCUAGUCAUAUGGACACCUGCUUUUGUGUUAGGUCAAAUGCAAAACUGCACAUUGUGUACAUGCAACCAACUGCAUGUUAUGCAACCAUUAUGAUAUCGAAUAAAAGGUAUCUGACAAGAUAUUGAAUUAA